UUGGAGAAAAAAAAAAUGAAAGGUGCCUGAACAAGGGAUAGUGUCUGGUACACUAGGCUGAGCUUUAGUCCUACAGCUCUUAGCACUUCAGUCAGGAAAUUAUUUGUAUGCGAUCCACAUGAGCAUGCAAGCACAGCCUGGGAGAUGUCGGUGUGCUGAAUUUCUUUCCUCCUGAUGAUGUGUUAUAGGAAACAAAAGUCGUUGUGAAGGAUGGCUAUCCGAGAGCUGAAAGUUUGCCUUCUGGGGGACACAGGGGUAGGAAAAUCAAGCAUAGUUUGUCGGUUUGUUCAAGACCAUUUUGACCACAACAUCAGCCCUACUAUUGGUGCUUCAUUCAUGACUAAAACAGUGCCUUGUGGGAAUGAGCUGCACAAAUUUCUGAUAUGGGACACUGCUGGACAGGAACGUUUCCACUCAUUGGCACCUAUGUACUAUAGAGGAUCAGCGGCUGCUGUUAUAGUAUAUGACAUUACAAAGCAGGACUCAUUCCAUACACUGAAGAAAUGGGUGAAGGAACUGAAGGAACAUGGACCAGAGAACAUUGUUAUGGCUAUUGCUGGAAACAAAUGUGACCUCUCUGACAUCAGAGAAGUAACGAUGAAAGAUGCAAAGGAGUAUGCAGAAUCUAUUGGAGCAAUUGUUGUUGAAACUAGUGCAAAGAAUGCCAUCAAUGUUGAAGAACUCUUCCAAGGCAUAAGUCGGAGAAUUCCUCCCUUGGAUCCUCAUCCGAAUGGUUCUAAUGACGCAAUGAAACUUGGAAGACAAUCCAUACAGUAUACAAACAGAUGCUGCUGAUCUGACCGGUUACUCUGUGUUAAAGUAAACACAUGUAAUGGCUAAGUUCACUCAAGGGGUUGGCUACCAACAAGGAGCAGUCCAUUGGAAUCAAAUGACAACUAGAUGAAACAAGAACAAGACAGAUGUAUAAACACCAAUAUUAUGUAAUUAAAGGAAAAAAAAUUGUUUACAGAUAGUUUGUAGUUCAAUUAUGUUUACUUGUUGUGAAACAAAUAUUGUAACUGUACAACUUUUUUUUUUUAAAGGAUUUGUUUUUAGUGUGAAAUACAUUGAGAUAACUAGUUCCCUUUAUGGAACACAGCAGUUUUUAGGGUGUAGUAAUAUACUAUUGCAAAUUUGCAACGAUGUCCAAAUUUCUCAUUGGAUGUUUUUUAUAUUAGUCAUGUACAGAUGUAUCCACCGUUAUCUUGAGUAGUUUUCUGUGCCUAGUCACAACAUGACUUAUUAUUCUGAAGCAGGAUCUUAAUAAAUAUGUCAUUCAGUGGAAAUGAAGGAAAUUUCCGUGCAAGUCUUUACUAAUGGUGUGAACACACGGUGAGAUAUUUUCUUACGAUUUUGACUAUAUAGUCAAAAUCGUAAGAAAUAAUGACAAUGGGUUUUCACAGGUAAGAAAAGUUAGUGCAGAUCGCAAGGUGAAAGUCACCUUGCGAUCCCGAUUCCAUGCCGAUGCGCGGUCCCGUGCGGUCGGCAUCGCAAGACUAGAUAGACUGUGCAGGCAAAUCAAUUUUGACUAUCUCUAUAGAAGAGAUAGUCAAAGUUGACACUUAGCCAAAAUCGCACAUGGUCAGUAUCGCAAGCACACAAUGAGUGUGCUUGCGAUACUGACUAUGUGCCGACCUACCCCCUGUCGCAUAGUGAGAAUCGGGCAUAGCCUGAAUCUCACCGUGUGUAUGGGCCUUAACACUGCAAUAGUCCUGACUCCUACUCUUAGAGAGUUAGCAAAUGAAAGUUCUGAAUAAUGCUGUUUGAAAAUUAAUAUAAUACAGAUUAGCUGUACCUGACACCAUCAGUGAAGUAGUCACAUCAUUAGGUUUUUUUUAGCAAAGAAAUCUGGAUGUGGAAGAUCCUGGACUCUGUCAGAGCCCAAUAGGAGACAUCAUUCAACUUUUUCCUACAAUCCUAAUGUUUGGUGAAUCACGCUCUUAAUAGCGAUCUUUCCCAAGAAAUAGUAAAAGUGCAAAUUGUAAUAGUGGAAACAUCAAAUAUUUGCAUUUUGUGCUGUAGUGCUUGAUCUCUGAAAAAAAGAAAAAAGGCAUUCAAAUGGAAUAAAUCUAUUAUAUGUCACCAUUUUUAUAAUGUAAUACAGGGAUGGGGAACCUUUGGCCCUCCAGCUGUUGUUGAACUACACAUACCAGCAUGCCUUGCUACAGUUUUGCUAUUUGGCCAUGCUAAAACUGUUGCAGGGCAUGCUGGGAUGUGUAGUUCAACAAUAGCUGGCGGGCCGAAGGUUACCCAUCCCUGAUGUAAUACAAUAAAGAAAAACGUGCAGAAUGUUUAAUCACCAGCCCAAGCUCACAUAGCAAUAAUAACUGUACAGUGUUCUGAGUCUUUAUUUAAUCAUCUGGACAAGCUGAGCUAUCUAGUGACUGACUUUGGUUAUAUAUAAUACCGCCGAUGUUGAACUGCAUAUUUUUAAUUCCUAGAUAGUUUAAUACUUUAUUUGCACUUUAAAAAAACAAAGGGAGAGUUAUCAUUUACAUUAGUUUUAAUAUACUAGGAUAACCCAACUAGAAGAGGGCUUUCCCAUAGAAGGCGGGCAUACCCUUGAACCCUUGCUGUUACUUGCAGUAAGACUGAAUUGUCUUAAGGAGGAGCUGCAUAUAUAGAAUUGCAUAUUCUAUGAUUUACUUAACACAUAACUCAGAAUGUCACAUGCUACAUUUUAUUUAGUCAUGAAAGGUGAAAUAAUUAUUUAUUUUGGCACCAUGAUAAUCUUAGAACACAUGCUGCUCCAAAUGCAACUACAGGCAGGUGCUUAUAAAGUAGGGGGACUCUGUUCAUUAGAUUGCGUCCUCCUCAAUUGUCAGUUCAUACAUAGAAAUCGCACUGUCCAAUUCCCAGGUACUUGCAGAGGCAGCAGAUAACAAGCAGGUACCACCCUCAGGGACAGGGGCCUGACCCUGCAAUGUGGUUGGAGUGAAGGGACCACAUCAUCGUUUUUUUCACACCUCUAGCAGGACUCCUGUGCAUGUGCGGUCUACUGACAGGGAGGGUUCCAGAGGAACACCCUCUUCCGGUAACUUUUGCGAAGUGUAACCCAUAGGAUAUAAUGGCCUAACGCCAUCUUCAGAUGGCAUUUGCUGCAGGGGCCCAAUCUCUGGGAUGAUAAAUCUGACAGGUUUGCAUCCCCAUAGAAAUCUAUGGAGGCUAGGGUAUGGGUCGUUGGAUAGACACAACUUAGGUCGACAGUCAUUAGGUCGACCAUGGAAGGUUGACAUGCAUUAGGUCGACAGGGACAAUAGGUCAACAUGGUCAUUAGGUCGACAGGUCAAAAGGUCGACAUGGGUUUUUUUACUGUUUUUGGCGUCGUUUUCUUCAUAAAGUGACGGGGAACCCCAAUUAGUGCACCACGUCCGCUCGCCAUGCUUCGGGCAAGGUGCUCCGCUAACGCUGCGCUCGGCACAGGUUACCAUUCCAAUCGUAGCCCACGUGGAUCGAUAAGUAUGAAAAAAUCCCCCCCCCCAAAAAAACAAUGUGAAAAGCUCAUGUUGACCUAGUACAUGUUGACAUAAUGACCAUGUCGACCUAUUGGCCAUGUCGACCUAAUGCAUGUUGACCUUCAGUGGUCGACCUAAUGACUGUCGACCUAAGCUGUGCCGACCGAACGACCGUCCCCCGGAGGCUGCAUAUGCUGUCAGAAAUGGAGGGAGCACAUCAGAUAUUGGAGAUUUCUGCAGCGGUCCCUCCAUGGUACAUCAGGGGGAUACUUAAUAUUCAUGGAUAUCCCAUAGAAAUGGGUGUUUUCAGGGAAUAUCUUACAAAUUUUAUUUGAUAAAUAGGCCCCGUGAUGAAAUAACCUAUGACAUUUAUAUUUGUUGUUGCCAAUGGAAAAUAAAAUGUUGCAUGGAAAAUACAUUGAAACGUGAUGGUAUGAACUGAAUUAUAAUUGUCACUGUGCUUGAGUAUACUGCUUGACUGACCAAAGUUGUCAUGAUUUGUGUUUACUAGUGUAGUGAAUACAAAAUAAUCUGAUUUAAUCUUUCAUAUGUAUUGGUUACAAUAUACUACUUUAACCUUACUUGUUUAAACUUUUUUCACUUUAUCAAACUUUAGUGUUACUAUGUGCGAUGUUUAUUCUUUGUAUGUUUUACUCUGUAAAUUUACGACUGGGCUGGUUCCCAAUUUUUGCCUUAAUGUAUAACACCCAGAAAAUAUGUUCAUUAUUAUAAUCAUUAUAUUCUACAUUAUGUGCUUAUAACUUUAUUCAACAGCAUCAACAGAGAAUAAAUGUUUUUUUUAAAUAUGG
Molecule: messenger RNA, 4264 nt
Organism: Pseudophryne corroboree (corroboree frog)
Lineage: Eukaryota; Metazoa; Chordata; Amphibia; Anura; Myobatrachidae
Gene: RAB31
Product: RAB31, member RAS oncogene family
Exons: 8
Coding region: 211-795 (194 amino acids)
Biological process (GO): vesicle-mediated transport
Molecular function (GO): GTP binding; GTPase activity
Source: RefSeq, a predicted model, not a curated record